CAACUCUGGGCGCGUCAGAGAAAGCGCUUGCGACACCCGGGCCCCAAUUCCCAGAGGAAUUGCAGAUCCCAAACGGGGGAACAGGGAACCAGGUUUCGUCAGGAGUGGAUUUUCCUGUUGAGUCAGACGGGCGGGAUCCCUCCCACUGAUGCUUGCCAGAUCCACCAGCCAGUUGCUCUCAGGUGUUUCAGGAUCCCGGGGAGCCACGCAAGGGAACGGGGUUCUGGAAGCAUCAAGACUGAGCCAGGGGUCCUCUGUCUCGCAUCUGUGGCGGACAAACAGGACCAUCUUUCCCAACAGCAACAUUUACUGCAUCUGGCUGUGAAACCAUGUGGAAAGGGGCUGUUGUUUGCUCCCUGCUUCUCCAGCUGACGGUUGCUGUGACAGGAGGCCGUCCAUGUUCUGCCAGGAAUUUUGGGCAUGGCUCGUUGGUGUGUGAAUGUGGGGCUAACUACUGUGACACCUUGGAGCCUGUCUCCCUCCUUCCUCUGGGUUCCUACGUCAAGUAUGAAAGCAACAAAGCCGGGUCGCGUGUGGAGCGCAGUGAAGGAGUCCUGCACAAUGACGCUCCAGGAAAAGAAACCCUCACUCUGAAGAUCAAGACAUCCCAGAAAUAUCAAAAAAUCAAGGGCUUUGGUGGGGCCUUGACAGAUUCGGCGGCCAUCAAUAUCCUGGCGCUUUCUCCAAAGGCUCAGACAAAUCUCCUCAAAUCCUAUUUCUCAGAACAAGGGAUCGAAUACACCUUGGUCCGCGUCCCCAUGGCCAGCUGUGAUUUCUCCGUGAGGCUCUAUACGUACGACGAUUCGGAGGACGACUUUGAGCUGAAAAACUUCAGCCUGACGGAGGAAGACACCAAAAUGAAGAUCCCAAUCCUUCAGCAAGCGCAAGCGGUGGCCAAGAAGCCACUUGCCCUCUACGCCAGCCCUUGGACCUCCCCAGUGUGGAUGAAGACCAACGGGGCCAUGACAGGCCGAGGGACCCUCAAGGGGAAGCCGGGAGACAGAUAUCACAAGGCCUGGGCCAACUAUUUCAUCAGGUUCUUAGACGAAUACGCCAAGUAUAACUUGACUUUCUGGGCUGUGACGGCCGGGAACGAGCCAACGGCUGGCGACAUCAUUUUUUACCCCUUCCAGUGCCUGGGCUUCUCCCCUGAGCACCAACGGGACUUCAUCGCCCAAGAUCUGGGUCCUGCCUUGGCCAACAGCUCUUACAAGGGCAUUGAGCUGAUCAUUCUGGAUGACCAAAGGAUGAUGCUCCCUUACUGGGCCGAAGUGGUUCUCAAGGACCCCGUGGCGGCCAGUUACAUCAAUGGGAUAGGCAUCCACUGGUAUUUGGAUUUCCUGGCCCCCAUCGACUUGACUCUCUCUAUCACUCACCACCUUUUCCCCAAGUAUUACCUCAUCUCCACCGAAGCCUCUACAGGAUCGUAUUUUUGGGAGCCCCGUGUGGUGCUGGGGGAGUGGGACCGCGGCAGCAAAUACAGUCACAGCAUCCUUGCGAAUCUCAAUAACUACGUCACAGGCUGGACGGACUGGAACCUUGUCCUGGACAUGGAAGGCGGCCCCAACUGGAGCAAAAAUUAUGUUGACAGUCCUGUCAUUGUAGAUGCGGCCAACGAUGUGUUUUACAAACAGCCCAUGUUUUAUCACAUGGCACACUUCAGCAAGUUCCUCCCGGAGGGAACCCAGAGGAUUGAGAUUCAGAGGAGCAAGUGGACCGACCUGGAAUAUUCAGCCUUCCUGCGUCCAGAUGGCUCAGCGGCCGUUGUUGUCUUGAACAGGUCCCACAAGGACGUCCCGUUUGUCAUCUCCGACCCUGGCGUGGGCCACAUCGAGGCCGUGUCGACUGCCGACUCCAUCCAGACCUACAUCUGGGAGCGGCCCAAGGAGGCGUCGGCAGAACCCCCCGCUCAGCAAUAAAUGUUCUACGCCCGUGAGAUGGGUUGGCGUUAGCAGGGAGAAGGGGAGAUCAGGAUGCGAUUGCUGGAGGAGUCCUGGGGAUGGGUCUGCCUGCUCUGCAGGAAGGCCUGUAUGAACCAGGAACUGAAUGGGGUGUUUUUUCUGCAACUGAUGUUGGAUAGCUUUAACGCUCUCAGUUUCAUCCAGAGAGCAGGGGUCAGCAAACUUUUUCAGCAGGGGGCCGGUCCACUGUCUCUCAGACCUUAUGGAGGGCCGGACUAUA
Molecule: messenger RNA, 2181 nt
Organism: Podarcis muralis (Common wall lizard)
Lineage: Eukaryota; Metazoa; Chordata; Lepidosauria; Squamata; Lacertidae
Product: lysosomal acid glucosylceramidase-like
Biological process (GO): glucosylceramide catabolic process
Molecular function (GO): glucosylceramidase activity
Source: RefSeq, a predicted model, not a curated record